This is a messenger RNA of Gracilinanus agilis (Agile Gracile Mouse Opossum), 1221 nucleotides long. Its product is annotated as lipase member K-like. Gene Ontology annotation, molecular function: hydrolase activity, acting on ester bonds. Gene Ontology annotation, cellular component: intracellular membrane-bounded organelle. NCBI's taxonomy places the organism in Eukaryota, Metazoa, Chordata, Mammalia, Didelphimorphia, Didelphidae. The coding region runs from base 1 to 1221 and encodes 406 amino acids. The record is from RefSeq and is a predicted model, not a curated record. The transcript is spliced from 10 exons.
AUGGACCCAGUUAUCAAAGGCAGAUGUGAAAUUCGGUGGCUUUUAGCAGCUGCCUGUUGGAUACUUCUUUUGGGAACUGCUUUUGGCGGCAUUAACAUUACACGUGUGCAAAAUCCAGAAGCUAACAUGAACAUUAGCCAGAUUAUUUCCUACUGGGGGUAUCCCAGUGAAAAAUAUGAUGUUGAAACAGAAGAUGGCUUCAUUCUUGGUGUAUACAGGAUCCCUUAUGGGAAAAGAGACUCCAACCAAACAGCUCAGAGGCCCGUUAUCUAUUUGCAGCAUGGUAUGUUCGUGUCUGCUAGUAUCUGGAUCGUAAAUCCACCCCAGAGCAGCCUGGCCUUCACUUUGGCAGAUGCAGGCUGUGAUGUGUGGAUGGGCAACAGCCGAGGAACUGUCUGGUCCCGGAAACAUAUGCACUAUUCCCCAGAAUCACCAGAAUUCUGGGCUUUCAGUUUGGAUGAAAUGGCUAAAUAUGACCUUCCUGCCACUUUGAACUUCAUUCUGAAUAAAACCAGUCAGAAGCAACUGUAUUACCUGGGCCACUCCCAGGGCACCACUAUUGCUUUUGCAGCCUUCUCCACUAAUCCAACACUGUCUAGCAGAAUCAAACUAUUUUUUGCCUUGGCUCCAGUGGUUUCAGUUCAAUACAGUAAGGGGCGCCUGAAGGCCCUGAUAUCCAUCCCUGCACCAAUAUUAAAGAUUAUCUUUGGUAGAAAGGAGCUGUUCCCAAUGUCCUCCUUGAAUCGGUUCUUUGGAAGCCAAGUGUGUAACCAGAAAAUGUUCAGUCAUCUUUGUGCAGGCUUAUUCUUCCGUGUAUAUGGACAUAAUCAGGAAAACUUUAACAUGAGCCGCCUAGAUGUUUAUCUAUCCCAGAACCCAGCUGGAACCUCUGUCCAGAACAUAGCCCACUGGAGACAGAUUCUGUAUUCUGCAAAAUUCCAAGCUUAUGACUGGGGAAAUCCAGCUAAGAAUAUGGCACAUUAUAACCAGGUGACCCCUCCCUUAUAUGACUUGGGAGCCAUCAAAGUACAAACAGUCAUAUGGAAUGGGGGACAAGACCUGUUUGCUGCCCCUAAAGAAGUGGAGAAAUUACUCCCCAAGCUCCCUAAGCUGAUCUAUCACAGGAAGAUUCCACACUACAACCAUAUUGACUUUCUUCUGGGAAUAGAUGCACCUAAUGAAUUCUUCUCUGAAAUUCUUUAUCUGAUAAACCAAUGGUAA